Messenger RNA from Acanthoscelides obtectus, 1228 nucleotides. The record is from the annotation of a GenBank genome assembly. NCBI's taxonomy places the organism in Eukaryota, Metazoa, Arthropoda, Insecta, Coleoptera, Chrysomelidae.
AUGAGGAACAACAUAAUGUUGUAGCGUAAUCAUGGAGAAAAUCGGAAAGGGUAUAAUUUUAAAAAGCGGAGAGCUGAAACGUGAGAUCGAAAUUCUAAUUUUGCCACCGUGUAGAUGAGAAAAAGUGAUAAUGUUAUUGUGUAAUUUGUUUGUAAUUUGUACACAAUUUGGAUGUUUGAACAGUUUUACUCUGGUCUAAAUCCAGGAAAAAAUAAAAGUGAUUUUGGCAUAAAUCUGAUAUGAGAAACAAAUGACUAUCUGAUAAUCUCAAGACCUUCCUAGGAAAUUCUGCUUAUUUGAAAUAAUCAAGUUUUGGUAAUGUCAAUGUAUGACGUAUUAUACGUUCUUGGAAACAGAAUUAUAUAUUUGUGCAAAAAACCGAUAUGGCGUACAUAAGAAAAAAUAAAGUUGAUGCUGCAGGACCAGAGACGAAACGUCGUAUUGAAAUUGCAAUUAUGCCAUCUUGUCGAGGAGGAAAAGUGACAAUGCAAAUGUGCAAUUUAUUUUGAGAUCACGCCACAAAUAAAAUCAGAAAAAAUUCAAAACUGUUUUGGGAACAUUCGGUGUUUCGUCUCUCUCCGGCAGCACUUUGAAUUUCGAAACUGUUUUAGCGGUAUUUUGUUAACCACCUAAAUAUGCGACUUAGCCCCCUUUUAGGCGACUUCGUAUCUAUAUCAGUUUCCGAGAUUCCAAUGGUGAGGAUAGAAUUUGAAGCUCCCUGUAUAUAGUGAAAAGAUACACAUGAAUCACGAAAUAAUGAAAACUAUUAAAUGCACAAACAUUAAUUGUGUAACAGCUGGUCUGAAAUAAAUAUAUAACAUGCAUUACUCACCCAAAUCGCGUCGGCCGUUUUCACUAAUAUCUUCUUGUCACAAGGGCAGCUGCACUGAUUUUAACAUGGCGGCGGGAUCUCCGCUGAGAAAAACCCAUGUUGAGGAACCCGAUGAUGGACACAUAAGGACUUAAUCAGGAAUAAGAAAUGGAAAGAAAACAUUUUUAUGAAAAUUUAACUGGUCUCCAAACUCCCAUGCAUCGUGCCCAUGAUUCAUGGUAGAGAUAGAUAAAGCUUGACAUCUAAGCACAUUUGCCCGCCAUUUGUUUUUCAGAACCAAAGUACAAAUGGACCAAAAAGAAAUGAAAUAAAGAAUAAAUAAGCAUAUGUAGCACUUACGUUCUGAUAUCUAGCAAAUUGUUCCACCAAACGCACUGCCACUGCACACAACUGUAG